GAACGCAAAGCUAAACGAACGCUCGGGAGCGAUCGAGCGGUACCCUGCCUCUGGGCGCAGAACUACAUUUCCCAGCGGGCAUCGGGGCUCGGGGUCCCUUUCCCUUGGCCCGGGAGUCCGGAGUCGCCACCGGCGGGAGCGCUGGUGAAUAAGCUUUUCAAAAUGUCCAGCAAAGAAUCUUACGGAAAAAAAGAGAAAUCUCUGAGAAAAGGCACUGCCCCAUCACCCAAUGUUGAUGAAGAAGUAAGAAUUCUGGAUAAGAAAGAGAAAAAAACCUCAGCAAAUUCUACUAGUUCACCUUGUUCUGUAAUAUCAGUUUCAACAGAGAAGAGAAAACUGAAAUCAGAUGAUACAGAUAUUCUGUACUGUAAUGUAAAAAGAAGACAAGAACUGAAAAGACUGAAUGUAGAAACUGACACUCCAAGAAAGAGACCAAAAAUUAGUUCUUCAUCCCAAGGACUUGUUAAACUCCAAGAAACAUCAUACUCAAAUGAUAAUCAAAUUAUUUCUCAGAGUCCUUCUUCAAAUGGAACUAAAAAUGGUAUAAGUAAAUGUGUAGAUUUUAAAGUUAAAGAUAUUAAAUUGACAAAUGUUAAGAGUGAGCUGGACCAUGGAAUUAAAAACUUUAGCAGUCCUAAGAUUGCCAAAGAUGUGAGACCUAAAGCUGAAGGCCAGGCAAGUGAAAAAAAAUGGCCUCAUCUACUUGCUCAGAGGAAGAAGAUGAAGGAACUCAAGAAAGAAAGGUACAAUAAAUUUAGAGACAGUUCUGAAAAAUAUGUUUUGGAGAAAUGCAAGAGAAUCCAAUUUUCUCAGGAUUAUAAGUCCAACAAGAUAAUUAAGGAACCCCUCGAAUCUAGAAGAAGAAUGAUCAAUUUCAAAAUCCUAGGAGAAUCCUGUGAAACCCUUCAGAAGCUUGUAGAAGAAGAUGUCUUCAGUUUAGAUUCUAACACGUUAAAGACCAAGCAGGAGAAAAAAGAAUGCCUGGAAGGCUCCCAGUUUUCGUUAAAUUUGACAAGGCACAAAAGUGAACAUUUAUUUUCAGAUUCCACAUAUAAGCAGACUGUUCGUGAGUGGGAAGGAAAAUAUCAUGAGCAUCAAAGAAGUAAUGAUUCAAGUUCUAGUGAAAACCUAACCAAGAGUUUUGAAGCACCAUGUUCUUCAGUGUCACUUGAAAGUAUUCAAGAUACAGAUCAAGAGAUGCAGAUUGUAGAAGAGCUUCACGCUGCACGUGUGGGAAAAAGUGUGGAUUUAACUGUGGUUCCACCUUCUGGAGAGUUAACAAGUAUGGAGAUUGACUUGGUGGAAGAUGAUGUACAUUCCUCUUCUGCAAAUACUGCUUCAGACAAAAAGCUUUUAGUUGUUGUUGACACAAAUAUACUGAUGAAUCAUCUCAAAUUUGUUAGAAUUUUGAAGACAACAGAAAUCUCAGGCUUUGACAGGCUUGUGUUAAUAAUUCCCUGGGUUGUUGUGCAAGAGCUGGAUCGUAUGAAGGCAGGAAAAUUACUGAAACGUGCCCAGCACAAAGCUAUACCUGCCGUUCAUUUCAUCAAUGACAGUCUCAAAAAUCAAGAUAGAAAGCUAUGGGGUCAGUCAAUACAACUUGCAUCUCAAAAACUUUAUGGAUUGAGCGAUGAGAACAAUGAUGACCGUGUAUUAAAAUGCUGUCUUCAGUACCAAGAAUUAUUCCCUUGUUCUCUUGUUAUUUUGUGCACGGAUGAUAGAAAUUUAAGAAACAAAGGCCUAAUAAGUGGUGUGAAGUCACUCAGUAAAGAAGAAUUGAGUGCAGAAUUAUUAAACUUAUCUCUGAACACAGUUGUAUGUCAUCAGCCUUGUAUAUCUAAACAACAAUUGAAAGCAGAAGCAACACCUUUAGAGAAGAGCUGUGAGGAGGAAUCUACAAACUCUGGACUGUGCAUUCCACUUGAAAGCAUUGUAUCUGAUCUUGAAAAAUCUCUUGGAACAGCUUUAUCUUCAAUAUUAGAAACAGAAAUGAAAAUUGCUUUUGGAAACCUUUGGAUGGAGGUGCUGUACUUGAAACCACCAUGGACUCUAAUACAUUUAUUACAGUGCUUUAGAAAACACUGGUUGGCUGUAUUUGGAUUAGUUGUGGAAAAGAACUUGCUUUUAACUGUUGAGAGCCUAUAUGAAAAUCUCUCUAAAGCUAACAAUGCAGUGGAUUUUACAACAGCGAAAUUGCUGCUUCAGGAUUCUAAAAGUUUGCUACAUGCUUUCAGUACAAGGUCAAAUUAUGAUGGUAUUCUUCCACAGGCCUUUGCUCAAGUAAACAAACUACUCCAAACAUUUAUAGAGGUCAAGGCAAAACUUAAGCAAAAUCCUUCAAAAAAUACAGCGGGUAAAAGGCAAGAAGAUAAUUCUUUGAUGAAAUCUAAUAACCAAGAAAUCACCAUUUCCUCAGGUUCUCAUCUUCCCCAACCCAACAGGCAUCAAGAGAUCUGGUCUAUCCUAGAGAAUGUUUGGAUUACAAUAUAUCAAAACAGCAUGGAUGUGUUUCAAAGAUUGGGCUCAAAUUCAGCUCUGAUGUCUUCAAAAAUAGCAUCAUUUGAAGAAGCAUUUGUAUAUCUUCAAAAGUUAAUGGAAGCUGUUAAGGUUAUUCUUGAAGGAAUUCAGAGGAUUUUGGCACCCAGUAGUAAUUAUCAAGAUGUUGAGACCCUCUAUAACUUCCUAAUCAAGUAUGAGGUAAAUAAAAAUGUCAAAUUUACUGCCCAGGAACUUUAUGAUUGUGUUUCACAGGCUGAGUAUCGGGAAAAGUUAACCAUCGGAUGCUGCCAGCUGGUUGAGAUGGAACACACCAUGCAACAGUGCAAUGCCUCCGUCUAUAUGGAGGCCAAAAACAGGGGAUGGUGUGAAGACAUGCUCAACUAUAGAACCUAAGUAUGAUUAUAAAAGUGAACCUCCAAUGAAAGAGAACUAUGCAGGAUGCCCACUAGCAGGAAGAAGGAUCCGAUGAGCUUUGUUUGCUUAGAAAGCCACACCUCCUCCUGGGGCUCAAAGUGCCCUCAGGGAUAUGAGCCUGGGUAGAAGGAGAAGCUUCCAGAGCACCUCUGCUGUCUGCCUCUUUCCUUUUCCAUCCCCUCCCCCUACCAAAUAUGUCUUCAGACUUUUAUCCCUCAGCUGCUUCUAGUUGUUAUUGAGUUUUGCCCUGCUUUGUUUUUGUUGCUGUUGUUGUUUUGGUCGCAGCUUGCAGGAUCUUAGUUCCCUGACUAGGGAUUGAACCGUGGGCCACUGCAGUGAAAGCGCAGAGUCCUAACCCCUGGACUGCCAGGGAACUCCUUGCUGUGCUUCAUUACCUCCCUUUUUCUCUCUUAUCUUUUUAAUAUGUUAUACUUUUUAGGAAAUUUCUUUUCACUCCUAUCAUCUGAAUACUUCUACGUAUUUCACCCUAUGCAUGUGGAUUUUAAUUUUAUCCUAAUCUAUGUGUCUUUCACUUUGUGUGUUAAUUUGUCAAUUUUCAACCUUUCUUAAAUUUUUUUUUUUUUUUUUUGCGGUACGCGGGCCUCUCACUGUUGUGGCCUCUCCUGUUGCGGAGCACAGGCUCCAGAUGCGCAGGCUCAGCGGCCAUGGCCCACGGGCCCAGCCGCUCCGCGGCAUGUGGGAUCUUCCCGGACCGGGGCAUGAACCCAUGUCCCCUGCAUCGGCAGGCAGACUCUCAACCACUGCGCCACCAGGGAAGCCCUAAAUAUUUAUUUUGAUAUGUGAAAAUGUUUUAACUUUCUAGUCUUAUUUUUAUCUUUAGAAGACAUUCUUUAAAAUUUUUUUAGUGUUUGUUUCUUUGAAAUGUAAGGGUUUUGGGGUUUUUUUUUCUUCUUUUUGUUGCCUUCUUUUCUUAUCUUAAACUUUAAUUUAUACUUUUUUUCUAACAGUACAGUGUGGGAGUUGAGGUGUCCCUUUCCUCCCAUCCCCUGCUCGCUCUUUUCUGGGUCUCCCCUCUGGAUUGGAGUAACUCAGUUGACAUAAGGAUCCUAAGCCCCACCUUGGUAAGUUUGUUUUCAUGGGAAAUUAUCAUAUCUUUAGAACUCCAGGUUUUAAAAUCUCCAUUCAGUAAACAUAGCUAUUAUAUUUUGGGCAGAAGCUUCAUAAGCAUGCCAUGAACCAGAAGGGACUGAUGGGAAAAGUCACAUGAGGGCAAGGGCUCUCUACAUAAAGUCUUGCCUUAGUGAGAAGCUGGUGAUAACUUCCUGAGAAGCAUCCCUGAGGAUUUUGACAGCAAAGUUCCUGGAACCAUUUUACUGUAGCCUUUUCCAGCUUACCUCCACAAGAUAGUCCAUUUCCUUCUGGAAAGGACCAGGGAGGGUCCCCUGGCUUGGCCAGGCCACAGCUCUUCCAGCAUUCUGAGCCAAAGAAAAGUUGGCUAAAGACUUAGAGUCUGUUGUACCCUACUGGGUCCUCCUGUUAGGACCUGCAGUGGGCACUUGGGACUGCACAGAUUGGAACUUCAUAGAUGGGUUAAUUUCACUCUCCUAUCAUUGUCUUUGCCUGUCAUGAAAGACAGGGAACACAAGACAAACCUGAAACUUUAUUUCCUUGAUCUUUUGGCCAUCAUCUUAAAACACAAGUUCUUUCACCCUUUCAGGGUUGAUCCACAAUUAUUUAGUGUCGUGGUCUCCCUUAAGAACCUAGCUUUUAUUGUUCAUACUCCUGAUGUGACAUCUCCCCACGCCCACCUAUCUAUUGGAGCCUUUUAGCUCCCUACCGUGUGAGAUGGGAUGAAGUUACCUUUAUCUUCUCAGAGGGAAUAUACCUCACUACUGAAUAAUGAAAUGCAUCCUCCACUUAGGAAGUGCUGCCACCCAUACUCCUUUUCCGAUUUAGAUUGGACUGACAGUCCAGUCUCCCUCCCAGUUGGUGGCUCUUUAAGCUAUUUUGCCAACAAACAACAAAAAACCCCACUCCAGUGAAAAUAAGCAACUCCAUGAGCUUAAGCAGAAUUUACAGCUAUGAACCUAUAAGGUAAGGCAGUAAGACACUCAAAAUCUCAGUUACCAACAUGGCUCGCUGCUCCUAACUACAAACCAAAUUCAGUAUCCUAGCCUUCGCAACUCUUAUUGUAGACUAAUGGUUAUCGCUGAACUACAUUAACUCAGUACAUACCCUUGCAUGGCCAGUGGGGAUGAACGGUUCCCUGAUGUGAUUUCCAGUCAGGUAAAAUAUUGACAUGUCCUAGACUUUUUAAAAAAGGCUUUUCCCUUUAAAGGUUUGGUUAAGCUAGAAAGACAAAACUUUUUCAAGUGUAAAACUGUAGUUUUGAGUUUUGUCAAACACAAUCACAUAAUCACCAGCACACUCAAGUAAUGAGUUCCAUUGCUCCUCGAAAUUCCCUUGUGCCCCUUUGUAGCCAACUCCCAUCCCCAUCUCAGGAAGCCACUGAUGUGUCUGCUAUCCAUGUAGCUCUUUUCCAGAAUGCUAUGCAAAUGGAGGCUUUUGAAGCUGGCUUUUCACUUAGCAUGAUGCUUCUGAGGAUCCAUCCAUGUUGUUUUAUCAAUAAAUACUUCAGUGUUUUUAUUCCUGAGUAGUAUUCCAUUUUAUUCAUGUACCCUUCCACUCAUUCACCAGUUGGAAGGAUAUUUGAAUUUUCAGUUUUUGGUGAUUAUGAAUAAAGCUGCUAUAUUCAUACACAGGUUUCUGUAAGAACAGGUUUUCAUUUCACUUGGAUAAAUACCUAGGAAUGGGAUUACUGUGUCAUAGGAUAUUUAACUUUAUAAAAAACUGUCAAACUUUUUCCAAACUGACCUUACAAUUUUGUAAUUCCUCCAGCAAUUUGAGAGCUCCAGUUGUCAUUUUGCUUUUUACAUUUUCCUAAUGAUCUAUGACAGUAAGCAUGUUUUCAUGUUAUUAUUAGACUCCAUUUAUCUUCUUUGGUGGAGUGUCUUGUUCUAAACCUUUUGCCCAUUUGAAAACUGGAUGGUUUUAUUGAGCUUAGAGAGCUCUGGAUGCAAAUCCCUUAUCAGAUGUUUUCUUUCAAGCCUGUACCUUGUAAGGAUUUGGCAUCACUUUUGGUUAAGAUAGAGACAGAACACUUGCAUAAUGCAGAAGGUAGAUCUUACUAUCAUGAUUUGAGAGUAGCCUUAAUGGAUAGCUGGCCCUGUUAAUUAUUGAUUGGAUGACCACCAUUACAUUUGAUAGAUGCCUUCAAACUUGGCAACUCUUAUUCUUAACUUGCAGGACAGUUCAGUUCAUCUCGUAAGAAGUUUCAGUCUCUCGCUCACUGAAGUUUGGUAUUCUGUGUGCCUUUCUCCAGGCUAAAAUUGUAUUAGUCCUGUUGUUCUCUCUGAGCAAAUAUCUUGUAUUUCCACAAGAUGUCAACUUUGUAUAUACUCAGCUUAAUAACCGAGCUUUUGCUUCUCACCCUUAUUCAAACCCCCAAUAGAGAAUUGAGCUCCUAACAGUGAAGCCUAAGUACUUUAUUGGCCAUUGUGCUAGUAACGGUAAGUUAAAGAACCCAUGAUAUGCACUUGAAUACAUCCCUCUCUUUAUGUACUCUACUUAUUGCUCAAUGUAUCAUUAUCAUUUUUAAGACUCUUAAGAAACUUCUGGUCUUAUUAAGAAAACUGAUGCUUCACAGUAAUUGCUUUUUAACCUUCAGAUAAUUGAUUUAAUAGAUCUCCUGUUAACAGGACCAAAUUUGUGGCUUGGCCUUACUAUUUGAGAUUGAUAUAUUUGAUUCAUAUGUUGGCAUUUUCUCCUCUUUUUUCGCUCAGUUUACCCUGUAUCUUAAGUCUCAAUGAGAGACUCUUCAAAUCCUUUUUUGAAACAAAGUAGGGUACAAAAAAUUGACUAAUAAAUCCUAUAGAGACUGUGUUUUCUGUGACUCAUAGUCUUCUAAAGGCAACUCUGGAAUUACAGUAAUGUCCUAGAGGGACUUUCUCCUUUGCCUACUUCAGUUUUAAGUUAAGAAUUCUGAGAUCUGGAGAGAUUAUAGGGCGUACACCUAAUAUAUUAAGCACUAAUGAUAUUCCCAAAUCCAGGUCUUCUCCUAAAAUAUGAUUAUGUAAGGAAUUCUAGAACAUUGAAAAUGGUAAAGUAUUUAAGACAUACUAGAAGCCAAAAAUCAAAACCCUAUCCUUGAAAAUCACAGUAAAAGAAUUUAUUGUGAUUUAUGCUUGAGUAUAAUCAAUUGUUUUGUUAAUUCAAACAGGUAUUUUAUAGUUUUGCUACUUUUAGAGAUUUAGUCUAGUAUGUUUUGUGCACUAUUACUAUUGAUUGCAAGAGUGGUUAUUACCAAUAUCAUUUCUAAACUAUUCCAAAACCCAUACUGGUUUAAAAAGAAAAUAAUUUAUGCUGAGGCUAUGCCAUUUUGUCCUUCCCUCAAAAAAAAAAUUACCUUUUAAAUGUGGAUAAACAGAACUGGUCACUGAGCACUAUUUUUUUCUUUAUGAAACCUUCUUAUAUUCAAAACAUACUUAAAGAACAUAAUUUUGGCUACCAAACUACCUGUUUGGCAUCAAUGGUAAUAUAGGUAAACUUUGACCCAAAGUAUUCCCACAUAUUAUUGCAUUAAGCAUGUUACAUAGGAAUUGAGAAGUGAUUUCAAGGAUUUUACACUGACUCCCCCCACUAAAAUUUUAUUUCCUUGUGCUAAAUAAAUAGAACAUAUACAGAUCUAUUUUAAAAAUAUUUCAUCAUACUAGGCAAAUUCAAAUCUGCCAACCCAGUUUUAGCCCAGAACCAAACCAGUGAUAGGAACUACACAGCCACCAGGCAAACUGAUUUCCUUUCUCGUUGGUUCUCUGUGGGGAUAGAUGAGUGAAAUAAGGUGUCAAAGUCCCAGCGGAACAUUUGUAAAAAAAAAAUACCUAAUUUUCUUCUCACCCAGGUUAGCCAGUGGAUAGUCAUGUUGUCCCAGUUGGCUCAUUAGAUUCCUGUGUGCCUCUUUGUCUUCCCAGAGAAAACAAAACUAAAAAACCCCCUUUACAUCAGUCCUUAUUUCAGAUAUAAGAUGCCAGUUAACUAUUUUCCCACAAAUACCUUAAGCUCAUUUUUACUUGAAAAAAAAAAAUUUCCCCCCAAAACUUAUAGUAAUGAAUGAGUACACAACAACAUUUGGAUAGUAAUCCCAUGGUGCAAGGAUUUCCUGCAAAGUACCUUUAAUAUGUUUGCAUCAGCAGCAAGCAUUAGGAUGUUCUAAUUUUGGCACCGUAAGUUAUAUGUGUAGCAUUACACAUUAGAUACCAAGUCACCACCCCAACCAGUAUUUAUCCAUAUGAAUAGGAAAACUGAACAAAAACAUAGUUCUGAUAAAGGCUGCAUUCAUAAACCCAAUACAGUUUAAGGUAAUUUUUUUUUUUUUUUUUU
This is a messenger RNA of Orcinus orca (killer whale), 8310 nucleotides long. RefSeq names its product SWT1 RNA endoribonuclease homolog (gene SWT1). The transcript is spliced from 20 exons. The record is from RefSeq and is a predicted model, not a curated record. Gene Ontology annotation, cellular component: nucleus. NCBI's taxonomy places the organism in Eukaryota, Metazoa, Chordata, Mammalia, Artiodactyla, Delphinidae. The coding region runs from base 163 to 2892 and encodes 909 amino acids.